Molecule: messenger RNA, 3121 nt
Organism: Linum trigynum
Lineage: Eukaryota; Viridiplantae; Streptophyta; Magnoliopsida; Malpighiales; Linaceae
Source: the annotation of a GenBank genome assembly
UUGAAUCGAAAUAAUUCAUAACCAUGAUCCAAACGUGAUAGAAUGGUUCAGGUUGACCAACUAGUCAGCAACAUCAUUUUGUUAGUCAUAAACAUGCUUAAUUCGCACCUGCCACUGAUUGGCUAUUCGAUUUCUGAUAUGGUCAAGAACUGGCGUGUACCUAUGUCCCUCAUCAGCUAGAUUCCGUAGGAGAGUAGCAUACUGAUAUUCUUCCCCAUAUUGCAGUUGGGCUGAGCAUAUGCGACAAAUGCGACCGAUUGGAUUAUGUCAUUGCUAAGGUGUUGGCCUCUCGAAUAAGUCGAGUUCUACCGUCCACAAUCAGUGACUGUCAGAAUGCUUUGUUAAGGGUAGAGACAUAUCCGACAACAUCCUAAUAGUCCAAGAGGUAAUGCAAUUCUUGAAGACAAAGACUCAGGGUAAAGAACAUUGGAUGGUGUUGAAGCUUGACAUGGAUAAAGCUUAUGACCGCGUAGAGUGGGGAUUUCUCUUUGCUGUUAUGGAAGCUUUGGGAUUAUGUCGACAAUGGUGGUAUGGCUGAAAGGCUGUGUUACAACGGUUUCAUUCUCGGUGCUAAUCAAUGGUUCGGAACAUGGAUACUUCAGACCACAGCGGGGGAUAAGACAAGCACUAACGUCAGUAGCCUCUUUGUUGGGAGUAUCUUCCAUAAGCGCUCAAGACAGUUACUUAGCACUUCCCUCUCAAGUCCAACGUUCCAAAAUCCAAACGUUCUUCUUGUGGAGGAUACCUUGGCAUCCCAUAUCCAAAGUUGGCGAUCUAAAGCUCUAUCCCUGGCUUCCAUAGAGGUAGUAAUUAAGACGGUGGGAUCAACCUCCCCUAACUAUACCAUGUACUCGUUUCUCCUGCCUUCUAUUUUUUGUCGCAGAUUAAAUCAACAGUUGGCUCGUUUUUGUUGGGCGGGUAUAGACAAGGAGAAGGGUAUUCACUGGCUCUCGUGGCAAGAGACUUUUCAAAUCAAAUUCCAUUGAGGGCUCGGCUUUCGUGAUUCGAUCGAAUCAAUGUGGCGAUGUUGCCUAAGCAGGCUUGGAAAGUGCUCAAGAAGCUGAUAACACUGAAUUUGCACAUGUUUUUACCCCUCAUUUCUUGAUUGUUUAACUUGGUGUUUAUCCUACUUUGGCCUAUUUUGCGCUAGGUUGUGUUCCUUUGUCACAUUUCAGGUCCUAGCAUGUAAAUUGAAGCAUAGGUGCAAUUUUCAAGUAAAUCAGAGAUCAAUUGGUGACUCAGGGGGAGAAACUUGGGAAUGACUUGAGGAAUAAUGGAUUUCUACCUCAUUUUAUUUACAAAUAAUCAUGUAAGCUUGUUAUGAAAAGAAAGAGGAAGGGACUACGAGCAUUUGGGAUCAAACGGCACCUUAAUCGGAGGUCAAACGAGCUCAACGAAACUUAGGAGUGCAUGCAGAAAAUUGUGCACGGCCGUGUGAGUUUUUCAGGAGGUUUGCACGGCCAAAACCCCAAUUUGCACGGCCGUGCAAGUAGGGGGUGAAAAUCUCAGUGUGUAUAAAAGUUGUUUUGCGAUUUUUGGAGAGGGGGAGCUGGGUUUUGGAUCCAAACACCCAAGGGACGAACAAAACAGAGAGAGGGCGAUAUAGAGCCAUUCUUGGAGCUAUUUUGGAGGAUUCUUCACCAUUUAAGCUCAAGGAACAAGUCUAGACAUGAAGAUUGAAGAUCUGAAAAGUUAUACUGUAAUCUCUCUCUUCUCUAUGGAGUAACUUCCCUUCACUUAGGUUUUGAGGAACCCUAGUUUCAUUUGUUAGGAUCUUUCUUGUUUGAAACUUUGGAUGUUAUACUGAAUGGUUUUAAUCAAUUGAGGCAUGAUUGUUGAGUCAAUUGAAUCCUGAUCAGUUUCCUUUGAUUUCUGCUUUAACCAAUGAUAGAUAGAAUCUGAUUUGGUUAAGAGAGCUUUCUCAAUUGGUAGUAGAGAAUUGAUUGUACGAGAGUCACUCAAUUCACUACUUUGUACUGGAAUCCAUUCCAAGUAUAUGAGAUCUGUGUGAAUCGCGUUAGCAGUCUAUUCUGGUGAAGGCUAGUCGCCUGCCGGUUAUUCUGUCUAAGAGGGCUUGGUCAGCUUAAGAGAUUCCAAGCUAAUUUCGGAUCUUCUGCAGUCUAAUCAAUAGUAAAACAACCAAAGGGACUUACAACUUGGACCUAGUUGAGGAGCUAGGGGGAAUCAUACCUAAGUGAGUUCCCAACCUGUAAUUAGUAGAGUAGUUUAGUAAAUCAAUACUUAAUCCAGUUUGCUAGAUAAUGAAUUGAAGAUGAGUAAUAGUAACUCUAGAGACCCAUGGAUUCGAUAUUUAUUACUUUUGCCACUAUACUGAGCCCCUUUUAUAAGUUACACUUGGCCAUUGUUAGGUGUUGUGUCGUUGCGUGUCAAGUUUUUGACGCCGUUGUCGGGGACCUUCUAGGUUAUUAUGGAAACAUGAAAGUUUGUUAAUCUAGCUUUUUCUUUACUGCAUUCUCUCUCUCUUCCACCUUUGUGACUUCACAGGUUGUGUUUGAAUUUUGUGUGCAGGUAGUGCAUGACCCGUAGUCAGUUAGGUGACUUACUGCCAUUAGACCAAGAGCUUGAACGGACUUGUAGGAACUUCAAGCGGGCUUUAAAGGCGUGACUGGCUGCGGAGGAGGCCCUAGCACAGCUGCAGAUCAAUCAGGAGGAAGACAUGGGUGAGCCUUAAGACAACGAUGUGGUUGUCCCGGAUGAGCACACCAUGGGAUAUUACUGGACCGCCAGAGCCACAGACAUGACGUCGCCCAUCCACCAAUAAUUUCGAGGUGAGCACCUCUGUCAUCACCAUGCUGCGCGGCUCGGUGGUGUUCCGUGGAAAAGAGGGGGAGUGCCCUAGAUCGCAUCUACGGAGAUUCCAUGAGCUCAUCAAUGGGAUCAAGAUAAAUGGGGUCCCAGCUGAUGCCAUCCAGCUGAGGUACUUCCCAUUCACUCCGGAGGGGCAGGCCAAGGAGUGGCUGGACACUCAGCCUCCGGGCUCGAUCACCACAUUCGCCAACCUGGCGGACAAGUUCCUCACCCGCUACCAUCCUUCGUCGAAGACGACGGACCUGUAGAAGCAGAUCACCCACUUUGCCCAGGAUAAAGAUGAGACCAUUCG